This is a messenger RNA of Thamnophis sirtalis, 5034 nucleotides long. The record is from RefSeq and is a predicted model, not a curated record. Lineage: Eukaryota; Metazoa; Chordata; Lepidosauria; Squamata; Natricidae.
CCUCAGGACAACGGUGGUUCGGAAAUCCUUAAUUAUCUGUUAGAAGUUUCAGAAGGAAGCUGUGAAGCAAAUCAAUGGGAAGUUGCAUAUAGAGGACCUGCCACCGAAUGUACGUGUGCAUACUUGAAGCCAGGCACUUUGUACAAGCUCCGGGCAUGCUGUAUUAGCACUGGCGGACACAGUCAGUGUUCUGAAAGUUUACUUGUUCAUACGCUCAGCAUUGCUCCAGACCAGUGUCAACCACCCAGAGUGCUUGGAAAACCAAAGCAUAAAGAAAUACAAUUGCAGUGGGAUGCUCCCCCUGUAUCAGAAAGUAGCAGUCAUAUCUCAGCAUACAGCAUAGAAAUGACUGGACCUGAAGAGGUGGUUUCGGAGGUCUAUCAUGGUCCAGACCUUGAAUGUACUGUCAGCAAUCUUCUGCCUGGAACAACGUAUCAGUUCAGAGUGAGGGCUUUGAAUGAUGGAGGGUAUGGGACUUACUCUGAAGCUGUCAAAAUUACCACAGUGGCUGGACCUCCAGGGCAGUGUAAAGCACCUUGCCUUACCUUCCUUUCCGAUUCAAGUGUACUUGUGAGCUGGGAGAGUCCUGAGAGUUUUGGCGCUGACAUCUCAGAAUAUAGACUGGAGUGGGGAGAAGACAAGGAGAAUUUAGAACUGGUGUAUACUGGCACAGCCAACUCCUUUGAAAUCGACCAACUUUCAGCCGCAGCACAUUAUUUCUGUAGACUGCAGGCAAUAAACCAGGCAGGAGCAGGAUCAUACAGUGACCUGGUAUCCUGCAGAGCCCCAGCGUCUGUUCCUGAGGCUGUAACCAUCCUCUACGUAUCAGAGGAUGAGCACCUGGAUACCUGUCCAAUGCCUGUUGUAUGCCUCGUAUUGAACUGGGAGGAACCGUGCAAUAAUGGCUCUGAGAUUGUAUCUUACAAUAUCGAACUGGGAGAUAGUAUUUUGUCAGUGGGAAAAGUCACAACUUAUGUAAUUGAGGAUCUGCCUCCAGAAACCACAUUCCGGAUCCGGAUUCAGGCUGUCAAUGAGGUUGGAGCUGGGCCUUUUAGCCACUUCAUUGCAGCAAAGACCCGGUCGUUGCCACCUUUACCCCCUCGGCUAGAAUGUACUGCAGCGGGUCCCCAAAGCCUGAAAUUGAAAUGGGGGGAGAGCAGCUCCAGACAGCACACGACUGACGACAUGGUCUAUCUCUUACAAAUAGAGGACAAGAACAAGAGGUUUACUUCAAUCUAUAGGGGGCCUAGUCAUACUUACAAGGUACAACGGCUGAUGGAAUAUACCAGCUACAUUUUUAGAAUACAGGCUGUAAAUGGUGCUGGGGAAGGGCCUUUCUCAGAAGUCUUUAGCUUCAGCACAACUAAAUCUAUCCCCCCUGUCAUUAAAGCACCUCGAGUGAGACAGUUAGAAGGAAACACCUGUGAAAUUGCUUGGGAAACUGCACCCCCAAUGAAGGGAGAUCCUGUGAACUACAUUCUGCAGGUCCUGGUUGGAAGAGAGUCUGAGUACAAACAGGUGUACAAGGGAGACGAGACAACGUACCAAAUCUCAGGCCUUCAGGUGAAUACAGAUUAUAGAUUCCGCGUGUGCGUUUGCCGCCGAUGCUUGGAUACCUCACAAGAACUCAAUGGACCUUUCAGCACUUCUGUUGCCUUUAUUCUCCAGCGGAGUGAGCUCAUGCUUACUGGGGAACUGGGAAGAACCGAUGACCCCAAGACUAAAUGUAUGAUGCCUUCUGAUGAACAGUUUGCAGCCCUCUUAGUCCUUGGCUUUGCAAGCGUCUCCAUCUUAUUUGCUUUUAUACUACAGUAUUUGUUUAUGAAGUAGAGAGUUCAACACAAGUAUCUGAGGUAUCGUUUUAAUUAAUGAUUCAUACUAUAAUCAAUAUGUUUUAUUCAGAUAGUCCUCUUUAUUUUUUCAGUGCAUUUGUUUCUGGUUUAUCGUUGUUGUUUUUUAAAGGGUGACGGGGGGGAGGGAAUGACAGUCCUAUUUAGAGAAUAAAAAUCGACGUUCGGGUGCACCUUUUGGACAUUCAAGGUUAGGAAAUGGUUCAAUAUAUCUAAGCCAGAGACCAAAACAAAUAUUUUAACAUUUGGAUGUUCUGUCCCCUGCUCCUAUGAUUUUAUUCACUUGCUCGUUUUUAUUUUUAAUUUUCAGAAUGUAGAAAUGUAACCAGUUUGCCUUCACGUUUUUGCCUUAGUGCUAAACUUGUUGCAGUCUUUAAGUUGCAAGUUUAUUACAUUAGAGUAACCGCUUUAAGCUCCUCUGAAUCUGCAAGAUUUAACCAUCCUUAUGUAGUAGCAUUGCAGCUAAGCAUUCCUCAAUGCAUUUGUUGCACAAGUCAUUAAUUAUAAAUAUCACAUACAAUAUUCACUACAUUUAUUUUCUCCUCAACCCUCAUACCGCCAGUUUUGCAUUGUUUUUGCGUUAUUCCCAUACGGGGAGGGGAAAAAAUUAAUCUCAAUUAUGUAAUCAAUUAUAUUUUUAGCACAUUUCAAUCCCGAUAAUUUAUCUUGCAACCUAAAGUCUUCUUUGAAUUGUAAACGUUUUACUCAAGCUGUUUGCGCACUAUAAAUUCCUGUAUAUCGAAUCUGAUAGCCAGAUAGCUUUAUCGAUGGAAAAGCAUUACCGUUUCUACCAUUUUCUUUAUUUUAUAGCAGUAAUUUUAAGAGGGCAUUGUGCAAUAGUUAUUCCCCAUGUCCAGCUGUUUUUAUUUUGUUUAAAGAAAAGCUGCUUUUAACUAGUUUGUUUGCCUUUGUAUAUAAACUUACUUUUUAAUCCAAUCACUAGAUUUGUUAUAUUCAUCGUGAUCUUAUGUGUUUAUAACUGGCAAAAGCUUGCUGCCUUUGCUAUUUAAAUUAGAGUAUUACCUUUUACCAUAAGCAAACACUCAAUCAGUCUUGUUAAGAAAAAGGUCCACCUGCAUUUCAGUUUUGGAAAAAACAUAGUAAAUUCAUACAGGCAUCUCAGAUGCUAAAUACUGUAAUUAGAGCUGAUAUGAAAAGGUGCCAUUUCUUCCAUCUCCUCCUCCUCCUCCUCCUCCUCCUCCUCCUUUCUUCUUAAUGGCAUCUCUUAUUACAAACCAUGUCAUGUAAUAUCCAUUCAUUUCCCUCUUCAAAUUCAUUAGCUGCUGCCUUCAGAAGUGACGGUGGGAGGGAGAUCAUAGUUCACAUGACAACCCACUGCGUGUACUGUCCUAAUAAAGCAAAAGAAGCAUAACAGUGCUGUGUUGCAAAGCAUCAACCUCAAGCAUUAUUGAUAUUUCCAGAAUGCCUCUGAGAAGUUCUCCAGAACUCCAUUGACUGGCUGGUGGCUACAUACCAGUGCUGGGUUAUCUUCUGGCAAUUGGACGAUUGGCCACUAACAGUGUGUGAAUGCCUUUUAUUACACACUCAAAAUUCCAGAAAUGCUCACUAGCCCUCAAAUUUUGGAGAUUCCUGUAGUGGCCAUGGCCAAAGGGGAAAAGACAAGGAGGAGAUGUGGAGCAGCUGGUUUCAGCAGCAGCUGCAGUCUUGACACCCAGCUCUAGAUUCAACUAGUCUUCAGAUCAUAAGGGUAGGGUGUGGUCCAUUGCAAACUUAGUGUCCUUCCUGAAUGGGACGUUGCAUGUGCUUUUACAUUGAUUGCCAAGGCACGUUCAUUCAGUCCAUCAAAACCCUUGGUGGUUCUUGUUGAUUUAAGGGGGAAAAAAUAACCUUUGGGUUAUUUUUAUGACGUCUAAGUGCCUCAGGGAUGUUGAGCAGGAGUUGUAAAGUAAAUUAUACGUGGAAAUGCACAGAGCUGUAACCCUUAGGAAUCUCUCCCAAAUAGUGUUGCAAUUUGUGAACCAUUGCUACAUAACUCUGUUCACUUCAAUCAAACAGAGGUGCACAAUGAUAUGUUCCCUCCCCACAAAGCUUCAUAAAAGCCCCCCACCCCGGCAGAUAUUUUCAAUGUUAUUUUUUAAAGUACCAGAAUGGGGAGAGACUGGGGAGCCAUCAUAUCAGCUCUAUUUAAUUUUUAAGUCAAUUGAAAUAACACGUGCACCCUUUCCUUAAAAGCCUGCGCAGGAAAAACAAAAAAAGCGAAUCCAUUCAGUUCCUAUUCUAGCUCUGCAUGAAUUGAAAGAGUUCUCGUGAAUUGUGUCCCAGGCUUUGCGUCCUCUUGCAUUCAAACAAACAAAUAGUUCUGCAUAUUUUUUUUAAUCUUCUUUGGGUUUGGCUUGCAUUGUACUUCUUUUUUGGUCUUCUCUUUUGCUAUGACACAAGGCAGCGCGAUGGCUCAGUGGUUAAGAUGCCGGGUGUGUUGGCUGGAAAGCCAACAUUCCGGGUUUGAAACCCGAGCAUCCCGCAACGGGAUAAGUACCCAUCUUUGCCUAGCUCCUGCCCACCUAGCAGUUCGAAAGCAUGCAAAUGCAAGUAGAUAAAUAGGUACCACUUCGGUGGGGAGGAAACUGUGCUCUGCAACGUCAUGCUAACCAUGGAAAUGUCUUCGGACAGCGCUGGCUCAACAGCUUUGAAAAGGGGAUGAGCGCCGCCCCCUGUAAUUGACAACUAUAUAGUUAAAAUCUGCAGGGACUGCUUUCCUUCCUUCCUUUGCUAUGAUACAGUGUCCUGUAUUAUUCAUUCAUUCCCAUAACCAAAGUAAUGGGGAAACCAAUAUUAUUUUUGUUUUAGGAUUAUUUAUACUAUAUACUGCAUUCAGUACUUUAAAAUGCCAAUUAAAGUGCAAUCUCAUUAUUUAUUGUAAAAAUGAAAAGAAAAAAUGUACUUAUGUACUAAAUCUCUCCCCUUAUCCCACCUCUGACCCCCUAGCAGCAUACUAUAUUUUUUUCCUAUUUUGUUUUAUGUAAGUAUAAUUUAGGUAAAAUAUUUUCAUUCCCCAGCACCAUUCCUAGUAUUAACCUUCUUAUAGUAUAUUGUAUGUUUUAAAAUGGGAGUGUUUUAUGAAUUGCCAAAAAAGAAGAAGAAAUAAAUGUACCCAUUAUUUCCUGCGCACAAAUAAACAACCUUUGCGGGGACCACAUCCAUUCCAUCUGCGGUACAUUAAAAA